Molecule: messenger RNA, 7805 nt
Organism: Procambarus clarkii (red swamp crayfish)
Lineage: Eukaryota; Metazoa; Arthropoda; Malacostraca; Decapoda; Cambaridae
Product: Krueppel-like factor 5
Biological process (GO): regulation of transcription by RNA polymerase II
Molecular function (GO): RNA polymerase II cis-regulatory region sequence-specific DNA binding; DNA-binding transcription factor activity, RNA polymerase II-specific
Source: RefSeq, a predicted model, not a curated record
UCUCCUGCCCUCAGACCUCCGUCCGCCCGCUCCUCUCCUUCCGUCCGACCUCCCACCUUCCCACCCACCCCCCCUCGCACGUUCAUGACCCCCCUCCUCCCAUCCCAGUGUAGGGAAGCCUGGUUAAGACCUCCGUCUGUUCGCUUACACAAUUUGUCGCCCCACGUUGAUAUCUGGGUAACUUGACGUCUGAGUACCUGGUGGGGGGGCGUUGCCAGGCCCCUUGAGGCAUGUGUGUUGCAUCUGGUGUCGUUGAGCACCUUUGAGCUCCGUAGUGAGCGCCCAGCUAGACGGCUCACAGCCCGCCGAUAGAGCGCCCUGGAUCUCGAUACAGGUGAAGCCGAAAGAGAGAGUCCCCGAAGUUCAAGCCAAUUACCGGACUUCGAAGGGGGGGGUAUUUGAGCCCGGAGCUCACAGCAAGUUAAGAGCCCCGGUGCUCAGAUGGAGGCAGUGUGCGAGCGCGUACGUCGUGUCGCUGUUAUAAGUGAUGACGACCAAAUCGUCCCCGACUGCGACGACCACAUGAACGACUCUCACGACCAGACCGGCCUACCUUGGGCCUCCGUCUCUCAGACGGAUUUGUUGAGCUUACCUUCAGGUGCUCAGUUAAGCGCUAUGAUUUACGCGCGCAAUUUCUGGAGCCCUCCCAACUAUGGAGGUCAUGCAGGUGUAGACCCAAGAGAGUUUAUGAAUGCAAAGGCGGGCAGGCCCCCCUGGGGACACCCCUGCGAUGCUCAGGCCGAGCUGGACAAGUACCUGCCAAGCUUACCCGAGCCUCCUGCCCAGCCCCGCCGAGACUCCGCCUCUCAAAUCGACGAAUUCUUCGAGGGUGAGGUUGACCUGACGACGGGCGGGUGGGUGGCUGGGCGGCGGGUGGCGGGCGGCGCCACCACCUACGUCUCCAGCGUCAGCCAUCGCGACGCCCACGACGAGGACGUCUUCAUUAAGCCCGAACCCAUGACGUCAGUUGACUCAUCCAAGCUGACGAUGUGGGAGGAUGUUACAACCUCCAUUCAACACCUUGAUCCAGAACUCCACGAUUCUCACGGAGGGCUGCUGGGGUCCCCCGGGGGUCUUUUGGGGUCCCCUGGGGGGCUUCUGGGGUCCUCGAGGGGGGUUUACGCCCACAACGCCACCAUAAAGCUUGAAGAACCCUCGUUGUCACAGUGCCACCUGUCGGCCGAACUGCCCAAACUGCUCUCUACGCCAUCUCCACCCCCUCUCAUCAUGCCCCCCCGACUCACCCAGUCCUCAACCCCAACUUCCACACAUCCCGCCUUCAGAUACCCCUCCACCAGCACCCUGGGCACGCCCUCGAGGCUCUACAUGCCGCCCACACCGCCCGCGUCAGACCACGGAUCACCGGCGGAUCCACACUUCCGACGUACGCCGCCCCCGCCGUAUAUUGUCCCUGCGUCGCCCACGUCGAGCGGGGGCGUGGGCGGCAGUCCGGUAUGCACCACCAGCAUGGGCGGAGGUGGGCGGAGCAUGGGCGGCGGCAGUGCCAUCAUGCCAUCAGCGCCGUCGCUGCCGUCAUCGCUGCUGGGAGACCCUGGAGUCAAGUAUUCCCGAAGGAACAACCCCGAACUGGAGAAAAGACGUAUACACCACUGUGACUUUGCUGGCUGCACCAAAGUGUACACAAAGUCGUCUCAUCUCAAGGCCCAUCAGAGGAUCCACACAGGAGAGAAGCCGUACAGGUGUCGCUGGCCUGAGUGUCAGUGGAUGUUCGCGAGAUCUGACGAGCUGACCCGCCACUACCGGAAGCACACAGGCGCUAAGCCAUUCAAGUGUAAAGUGUGCGAGAGAUCCUUUGCCAGAUCUGAUCACCUCGCCCUCCAUAUGAAGCGACACAUGCCCAAGUCACAGAAAUAGGAGAAGAGGAUAGCCAACUGGUUAUCAAUGCUCUCCCACAAGGACCUGUUGGGGAGGGAGGAGGGAGAGAUGGCCGGCCACUGUUUUUAGUGAAGAGCCCCCUUCAGAUGUUCUAAUGUAAAGAAAACGGGCAGCGACUUCAGGAUACUUCAAUGCCCUGAGGAACCAGGAGCGAUGCCCUGGCUGCAUUGCUUAUAUGGACAUAAUCCUUCAUUAGGCGAAUGUCAUGGUGUCUAGGCAUUCGAAGAGCCAUUUUGUAAUUAUAUAUAUAUUAUUACAGCUUGUUUGUACUAUUUAAUGAAUAGGUAAGGCUUCCUUGUCGCCUCAACUACUGCAAAACUUUGUAAAUGUUAUAGAGAACUCCUGCACUAAGAUGAUCCAUCCUCGACCAGCUCUUCCCUACACAGUCUUACGGGGUACAAACACAACACACAGCAAGCCAAGUUCUACGGUGAACAGCACAUACAACAAAAACGUGGCCUUGAAUCAUCUCCACUUACUCAUGUGAGUUUACGCUUCCAUAGGUUGUUGUGACCUUUACACGCUGUGUUCGACUUGUCUGACCCAUGACACUCCGACCGUGCUGAUUUUCUGUAGAAAACAGAACCUUGGAUUUCACAUGACUAGAGCUUCCUGACUCGCUGACUUCCUGACUCGCCCAUUGCCCUAUGUCAGUUUCGUAGUCAUAUUUCCAGGAUUUCGAUGAGCAGCCACGCAUUUGCUAUCUCUAUCCUUGUUAUUUUGCCAGUCAUUCAGUCUCACUGUCCAUCAUUAUUUUUCUUAGAAUGUGCCAUUAUUUAUAGUUAACAUUAAUUUUCUAAGACUUUACUCACUUUUCUAAUGUUCAUUCAUUAAUUUUCAUGCAUGCUCCGCAAAUUUGAUAUCCAAGAUAUUCGAGGCCUCGUAUCGAGUUCCUUAUCUUAACUCUAAUCUACAUGCACGUCUUGGGUCACCCAUGACGCUUGCUCUCAACUUCCGUCCCAUCAAUUUCCAGCAGAUUAUACAAAUAUACGCCUUCACUUAAGCUAUAAUUAUUAUAAAAUUUAUACAAAAUUCUAAAAUCUUUAAAAAUAAUUAUCUUACAUUUAUUAUAUUUAUUGCUAUUUACUGCUGCAGUGAAGUACAUUUGCUUGGUUGGCAAAUCUCCAUGUCAGCGAUAGUAGACAGAACGGAAAUGACUCGAGAAUGAGUCUUUUUUUUCUCUCUCUCUAUUCUUCCCAGAAACAACACCCGGCAGCUCUUCACGACGACACUUAUGUCAACACUUUUGUUUCUAUCCUAAAGUUCAUAACUCAUUAUUCAUAAACAAGUUUGUUGUAAAAAUAAGUCUUUUAUAGCGAGUUUUCAUAAAUCUAGUAGUCAGCAGUAACAAAAUUAUAGUACCUUGCUAGAGAGAACAUUAAGGGCUAGAAUAAUUGUAUACUUAUUUUCCUCAAUAGUUUCGUCUUAGGAGAUUACAUUAGUCACGAAUAAAAUUCAAGACUGCUUUGUAAUUGCUGUUUGGUCAGGAAGCGAUUCUGUGGUAGUCGUAUUAACCCUUCGAGUGUGUGACAGGUUCAAAUCCCAUAAUAAUGUCACGGGACAUUAUUAUACAAGUAGUUUCGUUGAUCUGUGUAAAUAUAAAGAUAAAAUACUUCUUCAAUCUUCAUCAGUCUUGACCUCUGACCUAAGCAGUCAGUAUUUCUGUAACUCCUGACGCUCGUUUAAAACAAUAAAUUCCUCAAGGAUAUAAUUUCUCUUUCUCUUUCUCUCUCUCUCACACACACACACACACACACACACCCUAUCCCUUAUGCUUGUGGCCUACUUGACGACAUGAAUGUCUCCAGAAUGAGAUUUACAAAUCUGCCCGUUCAAAUGACUUCUGUUCUUGCUUUGUAGGCCUCCCAGUCUAUUGAUUUCAAGUUGAAGUCCCCCAGAGCUAACAAUCAUGACUUAUCUUUAUCUGCUUAUAAUAUAAUCUCUCUCAUGACCAUUAUGAGACCCUCUCGUUUGUCAUCUAGUUCCUCUUUUGUCCAUGUGUUGCAUGAUGGUGGGCUGUAGGUCCACCUGUGUGUGUGUGUGUCGACACUCGGUCAAUGAUUUAUCAAGCGUUCCAUAUCAUGUGCAUAUUUUAAAAUAUCUUGUGUAUCUUGAUAUAUACUGUGUACCCUGACAGAUCUUGUGUGUCUUGAGUGUGCUGUCUCGUGGUUGGGUGUCUAGCUUCAGGUGACACUCUGACCUUGGUUGUGCCCACAUGUGCCAUUUUCUUUAGUUCGUAUUCUCUUCGGUGCCAUGACGAAGAACCCGUCCAUACAUGUGCCAUACACUUUGCCCACUUGUACAGAAAAUGGUCAUACAAGUAAAGAAAACGAUUCCACAUGAUGUCCACUUGUAUAGAAAAUGGAGAAACAUAUUGCCCACUUAGAAAAUGGACAAAAACGUCGCCCAGUUGUAUAGAAAACGGACAUGCAUGUUAGCUAUUUGUAAAUAAAACGGGCAUACACACUGUCCACUUUUAUAGAAAACGAGCGUGUGUGUUAGCUAACUGCAAAGGAAACGGGCAAACACGUUGUCUACUUGUAAAAAGAAUAAGCUGCAAGUGCCUUGUUAACCUUGUGUGUAGUUUUAAGAGCAGUUAUCUAUGCACUUGCAUAAUGGUGCAAUGCCUGUGCCAAAUUGUUAGUGAUAUUUUGUGUCCGUGUGUUCGUCUUAAUUUUAAUUAUUAUAAGUUGUUAUUGUUUUUGAGACGUGUGUGCGAGUGUUUGUCUCUCAAAUAUGUAAAGUUAGGUAGCCAUUUGUUUUAGUGCCAUAAUUACUAGUUUCAUCAUAACUUUAUUUUAGUCUUUGCAAUCUCUAGGCUGCAUAAAUUAUUCUUCACAACAAUGAAACCUUAGAAGAUCAAAUUAUCAACAUUAUUCCUGUACAUUUGACCCGAGGUGAUGUUUUCGGUGUUAUAUUUGACUCAAGGUUGUAUUUUCUGUGUUUAAUUUAAUUUAUGUGUAAACUAUUUUACUUGUGGGAUUUAAUUAUUUGUUCGCAUUUUCGUAUACUGUUAAAUUAUGUAUCCAAUCAAACUUGUUAAUUGUUUUCACAGUUAAUGUGAUCAUUUAAAAUUAAUGUGAUCAUUUAAUGAGACCACUGUAACCAUUGUUACCUAUUUUUGCAAAUCCAGUACAGUACUUGAUUAUGUUAAAUUCAGGGCUUCAUGAUCAUUUUAAAUCUAGACUACAUGUUUAAUAAUACUAAUCUUAAUAUGUUAAUUACGUUCCUUAAUCAUUAAAAAUUGUAUAUUCAGGCCCCCCCCCCAUCAACUAUGUUAAGCUAUGACUGUGUUAAAUUCCCCAAGCUGUGUGAUAAUUCAGCUACUGGGCCAGAUCUCAUAAAUUCUGGCCCCUUUCCCCAACUCUCUGGUUGUGUUGAGAAUAGCGACCUGGUGCGGCUGGAGGGAUGCAAAAAAUUAUGUAAAUGACUAAAUAUUACAAGUGUUGAAGAAACUGUUGAAUAAACUAAUUUGCAUAAAUAUUUGUCAGGAAGUGAUAGUAACGAAUUUUUUUUUCACUAGCAUUACAAUUUUGAUUAAAAAAUUAUAAUUUCGAGUUAAACAUUAGAAUUAGUAAAUUCUUAGAACAGAAGUCACUAAAUUUAUAUUUGAACUGACAAUGAAAUAAUAGUCGAAAUAAAUAAGUGUAUCAUUCAAUAGUAAUAAUAACAGUAGAUGAAUUAUUAUCAAAGGCAGUGCAGCAGUAAUAUUAGUUAACAGUAAUAAACUUUCUGUUUACAGUAUAUUAUAUAUACACUAGUUUGUCCCAAAGACCAUUAUCAAAUGCCUUGAUAGCAAAAUGCUUGUAGGGAUGUAAAUAUUUUUAUACUUAUAGGUCGAUACAAUUAAGACAUUGAGCUUACUGUCAAGCCCUGGCACUCUCCAGCCCUCCUGAUCCUUCCAGCGCCCUAACAAACCUUCUGAGCUGUAGUUCGGAAGGUAAGGGUGUCUUGGAUGUUGCCUCUCCUCACUCAUAAGUGACCUCCCAUUACUCUACCGCCCGUCCAAGGUUGUGUUCAUACCCCAUUAUGAAAGGGACUUCAGGGAGAAGACGCUAGGACUACUAUCAUGGCGAUUCAGUUUCGCAAAUCUAACCUUUGCGAACUCGCGGGCAAUUUAUGCCCUCGAGUCCCUGGGUAACUUGCGGCUUCUCCCUGCAGGUGUGUUGUGACCAGAUCCCUUCCAUUCCCCCAAUAACCACCCCGUCCCGGGAGUCGUCCAGCUCACAGCACAAAAUAUGUGUUAAAGAGAAGUGUACAAAGAGAAACAAACACAUUUUGGCGUCCCCCGCCAUUGUAACUUGGUAAUGAGCUUUAGUGAAGGUUCUGCCGCGACGGACCCGCUGCCCCUGGCUGGUCCGGGGGGCGGCGACCCCAUCCUCGCCGGCAGCCUCUCCUUCAUCGUUUCUCUGCUUAUCCCCCGACGACAGGGCUCAGGAGGUCAUCCUUCAAAGUCUUCUACUCCUACCACUUUGCCUCCUGCUGCCCCUUCGUCGGUAUCAGCAGCUACGUGGCUAGGGUGUCUCAGGUCGCGUGAAUUGUCCCCCUCCCUCUCACUCUUAACCAGCCUCCCUCUCACCCUUAUCCAACCUCGCUCUCACCAUUUUUGGGGCUCCCUCUCACCCUGCUUAUCUUAUUGUAGCCUCACUCUCACCCUCAUUCAGCCCCUCUCUCACUUUUAUGCCUUUCCUGGCUCUCUCUCACUCUCACACUUGAAAAGCUUCUCACCCUGUCAUCAGUACCAAAAACAUUACGUAGGUCUUUCUACACGCACCCGACACCUCAGUUCCUGCCCACUUCUCUCACUCUCUGCCUACAUAUACCACACCCCACUCCGUACACACCCUGUCGUACACCCCUCACUCCGUAUACUGUCGUACACCCCCCAAUCCGUACACACCUUGUCGUACACCUCCCCUCCAUACACACUGUCAUACACUCCCCCUCCAUACACAUUGUCGUACACUCCCCCUCCAUACACACUGUCGUAACCCCCACUCCGUCCACACUCUGUCAUACACCCCUCCCCUCCCAACACGCCCAUCACUCUCCCACCAAGAUACAGAGAACUCCUUGCUACCAUCGCCUCACCCAGAUUCACAGAAGACAUUUUCUAUGAACUUCGACAAGCUUAUUUAUGUAGCAAAACCUGUUCUUUCCUGUGAGGGAAUACCAUGAGUACAUCCAUAAGCUCUCUCUGUCUCCUAGCCUAGUUAAGUUUGCUAUAUGGUGUUGGGAUUUAGUGGUAAUUAGUGGUUUAAGAUUAGCAAUUAGAGCUCAUAUUCUCUCCUCCAAUUUACUCUUACUCUUGACUUCUGUCACCAUUUCAUUCAGCCUAUUUGAUAAUUAUCCUUUCAUCCUCUCCCUCCCUAUCUCUCUGGGGCUCCAAGGGGGAGCACUGACCCCUGUGACUAACAGAGGGUGAGUGCCCCCCUCGGGGCUCACUAGGGGGUCACUACACCGGUCUGGGCAAACAGCCACACUUGUUAUUUCGUUCUUGUUGUUCUUGUUUACAAGUCUGUGGCCCAGGCAAACACCGUCGUGCCUCCCCCCCCCCCCCUGAACGCCCCGUUCAACGAUCCUCCCUCUCCACCCACGCCUCUAGUGGGCGUGAGGGGCUCGUGUGUUGGCGUGUUAGCAAGAGGGCGCGGGGGGUGGGCACUUGUACGUGGUUGUGUUGCAAAAUUGGGCAGUAGUUCCGGGGCUUCUGCCUCCGUCACCUUCUGAUUGAAGGUUUACGCGAGGUAAUGCCAGUGUGGUCAACGCCAGGUGGUGCCAGUGGUGCUCAUCGCCAGGCAGUGCCAGUGUGGUUAACGCCAGGUGGUGGUCAACGUGGGUGACCACCUGGGCUCAGUGAACGCCACAUGUAAGAUGAAUACCGGUUUAUAGAGAUACAUUUAUUUUGUAAA